CUUAUUACUUUGUUUUGCUUUCCAACAGGUCGUUUUAAAUCAAUCAGUUACAGGAAUGAAGGAAGCUGGAUUUUUCUUGUUUAUUAUUUUCACAUCUAUUUCAUCUUGUCUUGCCAAAAACUCUUACCUUGUUAUGUUUCCUAACACUAUCCGUCGCGGCCUGAACAUGAAUGUUCUUGUCCAGCUCCUGGACACUACAGGUUCCCCUGGUACAACGAUGGACGCCACGAGUGGUGGUCUCGAAACCACGGUGGUGGUCAGUCUACUGGACCAUGAUAAUAACACUGUCGUAUCUGAACGGAGGAUAAUUGAUUCAGUCAAUGCAACAUUGCAAUCAAUUCCUUUAAAGAUUCCUUUAAGUUUAAGUCCUCCUGGAGUGACGGAGUAUGCUAUUGAGGUACACGGAGAAGGUGGAGUUAACUUUAGUAACCAAACAAAAGUAUCCCUCCGUAGAAAGACCCAUUCUGUGAUGAUACAGACGGAUAAGGCCAUCUACAAACCUGGACAAAACAUUCAUUUUCGUAUUUUUGGAUUUUACCCAGAUCUUUCCAUAGUGAAUGAAAAUAUAGAUGUAGCCAUAUUUGAUCCCCAUGGAUAUAAAAUCGCUCAGUGGAAGAAUAAGGUUCCUGAUAAUGGAGUGUUUACAGACAGUUUAGUCAUGUCCGACCAUCCUGUACUCGGGGAGUGGAAAAUAAAGGCUGUACAAGGGCCUCGGUGUGACGACACUUUAGCGGGAGUUUAUCUGUGCACACCAAAUACUGAAACUCAGACUAAGACAGUAACUGUGGAUACUGAAACUCAGACUAAGACAGUAACUGUGGAUGAAUAUGUAUUGCCAAGGUUUAAUGUGACGUUGGAACUUCCGCCAUACGGAGUCAGCAAUAGAAUUGUUACAAGUAUUAAAGUUAUUUCCACAUACACUUUAGGUAAACCUGUAAAAGGAAUGGUUGACAUUAGAAUCCGUUCGAAACAAAACCUAUUUUCUUCGGUGCAUAUGCAGCUCAGACAAUGCCAAGGACAUAUGGUUGAGAUUUUUCAUCGUGCCCCAAUAGAUGGUCAGUAUAACUUUGAUGUUGAAAACACGAAACUUAAGAGCAUGGUGGAGAAUUCUGGCUUCCAAAGUUUACUUUACGCUAGCCUAGUAUUUGAAGUGAAUGUAACUGAAUCCAUAACAGGUUUAAGUCAAAGUGCAUCUGGUACUGUCACAUUCUAUGAAACUGAAAACAAAUUACAGUUUCUCGAGUCUCUUCCAUCAACAUUUAAAUCUGGACUUAACUUCACAGUUUUGGGCAAAUUGACUCGUCAAGAUGAAAAAGCUGUUUCCCUUCCAACUACCUCGAGGGUGAAGUUGACUGUAACCCAAACCAUCACCCUCCCCUCCGUCAGGUCGAACUCUACCAUGACGUCACAAUCAGACCUAUCAAGUGUAAAUACAACGAUAAUUAAUAUGAUUUCAGAAGACACAGCAGAACAGCAGGAAAUAGAAACUGAAUUUGGCAUCCUUUUGGAAGACUUGAUACAAAAUUCUCAAAUGAGCAAUACUGAAGAAAGAACUAUUAAACCAGUCUUUCUUGACAUUGAUGCCAAUGGAUUUUUCAAACAUGAAAUAACAAUACCUGAAGGAACUAAAUAUAUUUUUAUAAAAGCUGAGUACAAUGGUUUGUCUUCCUUUCUUUACUUACGGCCCAGUAAAUCACCCAGCAACUCCUUCAUGCAAAUCAAACUUCUUCACACAGGCAGGAAACCAAAGGUAGGAUCUAUCUCAACAUUUGAAAUCAGGACCACUGAAAGUACUUCCAAAAUAUACUACCAAAUUAUUUCAAAAGGCCGGAUUGUUGAAUCAGGGGACCUUGAUAUGCAAUCUUUAAAAGUGAAGAGAUUUAACUUGACGAUAAUAAAAGAAAUGGUACCUAAGGCCCGCCUUAUCGGCCAUUAUGUCAGAAAGGACGGAGAAAUUGUAGCAGAUACAACUAGCUUUGAUAUUGACGGAAGCUAUGAUAACAAAAUAGAAAUAGACUUUGACGUACAGGAGACACGCCCAGGAAAUGAAGUAGUGGUGUCAUUCAAAGCUGAUCCGGAUUCCACGGUUCAUUUGUUGGCGGUAGAUAAGAGUGUUUUGAUUUUACGUGAUGACAACGACGUCAAAGAAAGUAUGGAUAACGGAUUAGCUGUUCUUACGGAUGCUCUUAUUUAUAAAUACGAACAUCCUAAGUUUGGAGAUAUGUCGGGAGACAGAUCCACAGUCCCUGAUGAUUUUAUACCAGUAGCUUUAGAACCAGAAAAGCGUGUUCGAACGUUGUUUCCAGAAACCUGGUUUUGGUUGAAUAAAACAGUAGGAGCGGACGGUAUGACGUCAUUUAGUGUUCCUGUACCUGAUACUAUCACAACCUGGGUCGCUACAGCUUUUGCUGUCAACCCUAACUCUGGGCUGGGACUGGACCCGUCCCCCGCUUACCUCAGAGUGUUUCAGCCAUUCUUUGUGAGUCUGACUUUGCCUUACUCCGUCAUACGAGGGGAACUAGUGGUUCUCCAAGCUAACGUGUUUAACUACCUGAAGAAAGAUAUCAAGGUUCUCAUUAUUAUUGAUAAAAACAAGGCCUUCAAAAAUGUCGUUACUUACUUAAAAGACAACCAAGUAAAAACUGGGAGAUUUUCAUUCAGAAUAGGACGAACAUUCAAUAUAGCACCUGGGGAGAUCUAUCCUGUCUAUUUUCCUAUUGUUCCUUCUGAGAUUGGUGAUAUUAAGAUAAAUAUCACCGCCACGUCAACUGACGCUAGUGAUUCCAUCAUCCGGACACUCAAAGUGGAGCCCGAGGGAGUUGAGAAGGAAUUUAACAACCCUGUGCUGAUAAAUAAUGGUGAUGCUGACACAUUUUCCAAAGAUGUAGGAAUAUCAUUUCCACCAAAUACUGUGGCCGGAUCAAGGCGUAUCAGAGCAUCAGUUAUUGGUGAUGUAAUGGGUCCAUCAAUCAGUGGACUUGCAUCAUUGUUAAAGAUGCCAUAUGGAUGUGGUGAACAGAACAUAUUGAAUUUUGCACCUAAUAUUUUUGUAUGGAAAUACCUCACAAUAACAAAUAAUCUCACGCCAGAUCUAGAGAGGAAAGCUAAAGAAUAUAUGAUCAAAGGUUACCAGCGGCAAUUGACAUAUGUCCAUCAAGACGGAUCAUACAGCGCUUUUGGCAAGAGUGACGCUUCAGGCAGUACUUGGUUGACUGCUUUUGUUGUGAAGUCGUUCUCUCAGGCCUCUGAUUUGAUCACCAUUGACAAGACUGUCGUAAUGGAUGCCAUGCAAUGGCUUACUUCUCAACAAAACGAAAAUGGGACAUUCAGAGAACCAGGCAGAGUCAUAAACAAUAUAAUACAGGGUGGAUCAGCAGCAGGCGAGAGGACUCUCACGGCGUUUUCUCUAAUCGCUCUCAAAGAAGCUGAGGUCAUGCAGAGCAAAGAGCAAGAAACGAUACUAUUACAGGAAAGAAUAAUACGAAUAUUUUAUUUUGAAGAACAGGAGUGGUAUCGGGCAAGAAGAGCAAUAAAAAGAGCUAGGACUUACCUGGAAGGUGAAAUAGAUCUACUGGAAGAUGUGUACGAAUUAGCUCUCGUUGGAUACGCUUUAAUUAAAAGUAACAGCUCAAGGGUCAACGAAGUGAUUAACAAACUCAAUGAGAAAGCGAAUGUGAAAGAUGGACUUAAAUAUUGGUCCAAACCACAGACAGGUAUUCAAUGGAAGGGAUGGGCUCCUCCUAAAGACCAGGCUAAGGCUGUGGACAUAGAAACUACAGCAUAUGCUCUUCUGAGUCUAGCUAUCAAUAAAGACUUAGAGGGAGGAUUACCUGUUCUAAAGUGGAUCACCUCCCAGCGUAACCCUGAAGGAGGUUUUGAAUCAACACAGGACACUAUUGUAGCCCUCCAAGCCAUGGCAGAAUUCGCCUCAAUGGUUUACAGUCCAAACUUAAACAUGCGUGUAAGACUUGUCAGCAAAACAUCAGGGGCACCAUUCCAGCACGAAUUUAAAGUUACGCGGGAAAACGCACUCAUUCUUCAGACCACAGAUAUUCCCCAGGAAGUGAAAAGCAUUGGUGUCAUGGCCGAAGGAUCAGGCAUUGCAAUAGCUGAGAUCUCAACUUACUUCCACGUAAAUGAGGACAUUGAAGUAUCCUCUUUUGACGUAAAUGUAACGCUGAUAGAUGAAACAACAAAAGGAUUCACAGUGAAAAUAUGUGGAAGAUGGCUCAAAGAAGGCAAUUCUGGGAUGGCUAUGAUGGAUAUCGGAAUACCCUCGGGUAUGACCCCUGAUUUGGAUACACUCGAUACAUCUAAAGCUCCCAUGUAUAAACGUAAUGAGAUGGGAUAUAGAAAGUUAUCUUUGUAUUUUGAUGAGUUUGACAAACAAGCCCAGUGUGCCUCUGUAUACAUGGCCAACACAGAUAAAGUAGCAGAGAAGCAGCCCUCUGUUAUUAGACUCUAUGAUUAUUACGAACCCAAAAAUCAAGCAACUAUAUUUUAUACGUCAAGUGUUUUGGCGGACUCGGGAGUUUGUGAUGUUUGUGGUAGAGAGUGCUUCUGCGCAGACUCGUCUUAACUAUACUGGCAGAUGAGACCUUGAUUUAAUCAUUGUUAUCUACCGUAAAAGUGUUAUGUUUAAAAAUAUAAAUCUGUUCUACUAUGCUAAAGCAAAUGCGUGUAAGGUUACCAAUAUAUUUACGUUUUAUGUAAAUUUGAUGCCCACUAAAGUAUGAUUGUUUUUAUUUAAAUAAAUGAUACUUUAC
This is a messenger RNA of Saccostrea cuccullata (small rock oyster), 4766 nucleotides long. Its product is annotated as CD109 antigen-like. NCBI's taxonomy places the organism in Eukaryota, Metazoa, Mollusca, Bivalvia, Ostreida, Ostreidae. Bases 56 to 4579 code for a protein of 1507 amino acids. Gene Ontology annotation, cellular component: extracellular region. The transcript has 38 exons. Gene Ontology annotation, molecular function: endopeptidase inhibitor activity. The record is from RefSeq and is a predicted model, not a curated record.